AUGUCACAGCUUAACUCUACCUCACCCUCACCCUCACCCUCACCUGCACCUACACCACCUAAAACUGACAACCCAGAACCAACGAUCUCUACCCAAGAACGACAGGCGCUAACUCUAGGAAUAAUGCAGCUCCUCAUUGACACCAACUCGCUGAUAGAGACACUGGAAAACGUAAUCCUUGAGAUACGCAAUGGCCGCAUGCCGCGAGAGAAGAUUGCGGAUAAUGUGAUGCCGCUGUGUAUGUUCCUGGGCACAUUGCAGGACGAGCAUCCACGGCUGGAGAAGUUGAAUGAGAAUGUGGGGGAUGCAUGGGUGACGCAUAUGCUGGAGGAGGUAGAAACGGCUCUAAUAGGAAUGGGCCAGGAUUGUAAGAAGUUACUGCUGCCGGAAGAGACGAAUGGUGGGGAUGAGGGGAGCGCUGAGGAUGAGGAUACCAGAGGAGAAAGGCAUUUCCAGUUAGCGCUGCAGCAAUUGGGGUCGUUUGAUUUCGAUUGCAUUUACGGGGCAUGA
Messenger RNA from Morchella sextelata, 510 nucleotides. RefSeq lists its product as uncharacterized. The record is from RefSeq and is a predicted model, not a curated record. The coding region runs from base 1 to 510 and encodes 169 amino acids. NCBI's taxonomy places the organism in Eukaryota, Fungi, Ascomycota, Pezizomycetes, Pezizales, Morchellaceae. The transcript has a single exon.